AUAUUAAUCAUUUAUUUUUUGCUCCUCAAAGAUAGUAUAAUUUCAUUACAUUACAUUUCAGUUGAUUGCAAUGUUUCCGCACAACAAGUUCAAUUUAGUGUGCAAGUUUUUCUGUUUGGCUCCUAUAUCAUCCAAUAUACAUACUCAGCGCUUUUUAUAUACCUACUCUCUGAUAACUAUAUUCUGUUUAAUUCUAGCAACUGCGUUUAGUUUUUCGAUUAAUGUGUUUGGUGAAGGAUACAUUGUAUCUAGUCUAGCAACUUCGGUUGUAUUUCUUUCGGGUAUCAUUGGACACAUCACGACUGUUCUAGAAUCAUUGUUGAAAAGAAAGGAACAUGAAAGUUUUUUCGGUCGAUUGCAGGAACUCGAAGACAUUUUCCGACUUAAGCUUCAGCAUCGGAUUCAAGUGGGCUUUUAUCGAAAGAAACUCCUUUGGAAAUAUUCAAUUCUGUCAAUUUUGAUUGUCGUCUCUUUGACAGCAUAUAUAUACAUUAUUUCUGUUCGUGAUUAUCAAGGAUAUUUUUGGAGUGCUUCUCUGUCGGUGAUUGUUGCAAGGAUAAGGUUUAUUCAAGUCAGUAUUUACGUGGACUUGAUAAGUUUUCAGUUUGACAGCAUGAAUUUGUUGCUUAAACAAAUAACCAAAAGCAGGAUACAGCACAAAAAUAGAAUUCUAGAAGAAGAUUAUGACCUAAUUGAUAACACAGAAAGAAUAUUUGUCUUGAAGUUGAUUUACACUAAGCUUAAUGAUUUAGUGAUAUGUUUGAACGAAGCUUUUGGGUGGUCAAUUCUAACGCUGACUGUUUACUUUAGUUUGGAUUUAACUUGUAAUAUAUACUGGUUGUUUCUGACAUGGGAAGCACUUUUGGUUUCAUAUAGCGCAUACGAAUCCUAUACUACGAUCUUUCCAAUAGGCCUGUUACUGUUUUUAUUGAGUUAUACAUGCUCUAUGUGCUCGAAUAAGAGUGAUGUUUCAAAGACACUGGUUCAUCAAAUGCUGGUUGAUUCAACGCUGGACCAAACAAAUUAUUUAUUAGAUGCAUUUCUUCUACAAAUUUAUAAUCAACCUAUUGGUUUUCAUGCAAAACGUUUUUUUUAUAUAAAUUUAAAACUUUUGACAAGUGUAAGUUUCAACUGCAUUGAUUCAUACUUAGUACUAUGUUCAUAUUUGAAUAAUCCACAGAUUUCUGCUUCGAUGCUUGGGUAUUUAGUAAUUUUGAUACAAUUUCAAUUGACGGAAAAUGAGCUUUAAUUUAUCAGAUUAUCCUUUUUAAAUUAUUAUCCUUUUUAAAUUACUCAGGUCGACAAAAAUAAAAAUAUUUUUUGUGCUUGGGUUUAAUUUGCACUUUUUGGGUUCAUGGUAAACCAAAACAAUAGAUAAUCACCCUUUCUCCUCCUAAGAUUUGCUUUUGUAGUGUUGGGAGCAAAAAUACAAUUUUCAUACCCUGUGAGUCUAACUCCAGUUUUAUGAGCUAUAGUGCAAGAAGCGUGCAUUGUACAAAAAAACUGUUAAGUAUAAAAUGUAGAUGUUAAAAGUUCUACAUUUUUGCUACAGCACUUUAUUCGACUUAAAUUAUAAGAAAAAAGUUAUGAUGAAUACAAGGGUUUUUUGCUCCGAAAAACCCUGUUUUGUUGAGUUCACACUGUAAUAUUUUUUUUAUCUAACUUCAACUUUGGAAACUUUUAUACUUUUUUGAAAACUGCAAUA
Messenger RNA from Episyrphus balteatus (marmalade hoverfly), 1705 nucleotides. Its product is annotated as putative gustatory receptor 39b. The record is from RefSeq and is a predicted model, not a curated record. Bases 71 to 1249 code for a protein of 392 amino acids. Gene Ontology annotation, biological process: sensory perception of taste. Lineage: Eukaryota; Metazoa; Arthropoda; Insecta; Diptera; Syrphidae. Gene Ontology annotation, cellular component: membrane; dendrite; neuronal cell body. The transcript is spliced from 2 exons.